CGUGAUCGUACAAGAGCUUAUAAGACCACUUAUAAAGUCAUUACAAGCGGUACUAAGUCUGCUAUAACCUGAUAAGUUAUCGACGACCAUAGCAGUUUCCCCCGGUUUUGCUGAUGUGACGGUGGCUUUGUGCCACUGGCUACCACUGGCACUGUAGUGAAAGUCUCUCAACUUGAACAUCGAACUGAGCGAACUAGUUGAUAAGUGUCUUGGAGCUCUCAUCGUCGCGCUGACCACUAGACCAAAUGAUACAGAACCUUAGACUGAGGGCCCUUGGAAUGUCUUCACUACCCCCGGAACUUUGGCAAGAGGUGUUCACUUGGAUUCCUCAAGAUACGGCGCGUACAUGCUUGUCUGUCUCAAAGUAUUUCCACGGGCUUGCCCUCCGCGUCGUCUUCCGCAAUAUCACAAUCUUCUUCGGUGCAUGGGAGUCCGCACAGGCGAAAGAGGAGGUGUACCAGGCAGAUAAACGCGAAUACGACGUUCUGGAGGACAAGAGAUCGUCCAUGUCGUCCGCGAUCCUUCAUCGGAUAUCUCAUGACCCGUCUUUCGCUGCUAUCGUACGGGCCGUCGAUGUUCACGCGUACAAGCGUGAUGGCGCCAGAGGCGCGUUCGAACGAGGAUGUCUGAUUGAAGCGAUCCAUUGUUUGCACAACCUACGCUCUUUCGCUUGGCAUGGUGUGGCGCCAAGUCCGACGCCCGAAGUCAUCGAGGCCCUCGCAUCAACAUGUACAUUGCUGCGCCACUUUUCCGCACCACUUCGCACGCUGCCUAAACUCCCGCUGGAGAAACUGCAGACGCUGUGGUCCAUAAGCUACACGUGGAAAUGGUUCUACGACACCACCCGCGGUCAGCGCUCACGGCUUCCUGACGAACACCGCGACCUCAAGGUCCAUUGCGAGCGACUGAGGGAACUGCAGAUGCCCUAUACGUCGCCUUCCCACAUCCCCUUCGAUCAGCUCCCGAUGCUGACGCAUCUCGAGUUACUGUCAAUCCAGACACUCGAUAAGCUGGGACCUCUCCUCCGCAAGGUUCCCCGGCUGGAGUCGCUCUCGAUAUUCUGUACUAAACGCCAGCACGACGUCCUGUUUGACGCCCUUGGCUUCCUGAAGUCCAACCUCUUGAACCUUCACUCGCUCUGCCUGCUGUCGCGCCAGGAGGGCGCACUCGAGAGUGAACACGCGCAGAUACUGGCGGACUUCCUUCAGGGCCGGAAGUGCCUGCGACGGUUCCGCUCGACAUUCAAGUUCCGCGAAGGCACCCACUUAUCUUUCCUAGGCGCCAUAGCUAGCCUGCGGAGCCUCGAUACGCUGCAUUGGGACGUGCUCGCGGAGGAUCUCGACCAGGACUUUGUUCGCAUGCUUCUGCAGCACCUUCCCCCUGAUAUGCUCGCUUUGAGCAUCGCCACAUACGGUGGCCUCAAGAGUGUGGAUGCGCUCGUCGACCUGUGGGCGCAUUGCCCAGACCUGCGCUUCCUCUAUGUGCGCACCUGGGGAUCCGCAGACGAGCCCGCGGAACGGCUGCUGCGCGGCGCGAAGCGCCUGCAGGUCGUUGGGUACAACGGCAAGUUUCACGACGUCGACCUACAAGACGGCCAGGUCCGCCUCUCGCCCGCGUGGUCCGCGCGCAGGGUCGCGUUCCGGUGCCCGAGCGACUUCGGCCCUGGCUGCGAGAGCGCCGAGUGGCUCAUGCGUGGUCUGCGGAUCAGGAGUGAGGUCGAGGAGGAAGGCCAGCCGUGAUCGAGGAGCUGAGACGUGCUCUGGAACGAGAGGAUCGCAGGUUGUAACUUGUAAGAAUGCUGUUGCGAUGAAGUUCGAACACCUUUAAGGGGACGAGUGACUCACCGAGCGCACUGGCCGUGCAACCGUAUUCCAAAUAACUUACAGAGCGUACGAUCGAGUCACUGCGGACCUGCGAUGACAAUGAGUUUUGAGUCGAGUUUAUGUACUACUGUGGCAUCGAUUAAUGCAUUUACUGCUUGUUACCGUGA
Molecule: messenger RNA, 1990 nt
Organism: Rhodofomes roseus
Lineage: Eukaryota; Fungi; Basidiomycota; Agaricomycetes; Polyporales; Fomitopsidaceae
Exons: 5
Coding region: 246-1739 (497 amino acids)
Molecular function (GO): protein binding
Source: RefSeq, a predicted model, not a curated record